AUGCCACUCCUCGCCCCCUUUUCCCAAGGCCUCUCCUCCCUCGCCCGGCUGGAUCACAAAUGGGGAAACCGAGUUUCAAGGGAAAAUGAGGGAUCGGAAAAACCUCUGUUGAGUCUUUUGUUGGACGUCUUUCUGCGUACAUGGGAUCUAGGCUUUACAGCCUUCGGAGGACCGCCAGUACACUUCCAGAUACUACAUAGCAGGUUCGUGGAGGGAAAGGGCGACAAGGAAAAAUGGGUAGAUGAGCAGACUUAUCAGGAACUCUUUGCUAUCUGCCAGGGUCUUCCUGGUCCCGGCAGCACGAAGAUGGUUUUCUGCCUAGCCCUAUUACAUGCAGGAUUUAUUCCUGCCAUGCUUGUGUUUUUACUUUGGAGUCUUCCUGGCGCAAUUGGCAUGUAUGCCCUCUCACUUGGGGUGCAAAAAAUGAGUGAAACUCUUCCCGAACCUGCCUACGCCUUACUUUCCGGCCUCAACGCCUCUAUAGUAGGUAUCGUUGCACUUGCGGCCGUACAGUUGGCCGAAAAAGCUAUUCGCGAUAAACUAUCCCGCAUCCUUGUCAUCUUUGGCGCAUGUGCUGGUCUAUGUUACAAUGCGCUCUGGUAUUUUCCCGUGCUGAUGGUUAUUGGUGGCUUUUUCACGAGCCUCUGGGAUGGAUGGUUGUAUCAACGAUUUUUGAGAGCAAAAAUCGCUUGGAAGAACAGAUAUCGUCGUCCUCAACAACCGGACGAGGCAUAUGGGGACCCUAUCGCCAUGGACGAUACAACCCUGGAAAAUAAUAGAGUGCAAGGGAGUGAGACGACGCGAUCACGAAGGACGGAUCCUAGAGUUGAAGGACUACCACAGAGCACAGUUGAUACUACAAGCCCAACGCAGUCCGCUGAAGCUCCUUCACAGCAGCACAUUAUCCGGAUUCAGGUCGGAGUUUUGAUUACCUGUCUCUUUUUUGCCUCCUUCAUCUCAAUUCUUGUUGCCAGAGGCCAGAUCGCCGCCCCCCCACUGGUCCUCGACCUCUUUGCCAAUAUGUAUCUUGCUGGCACUGUCAUCUUUGGUGGAGGUCCUGUUGUCAUUCCCCUCUUACGCUCCUAUGUCGUCGAUCCCGGUUGGGUCUCUAGUAGAGACUUCCUGAUCGGCCUUGCCAUUAUUCAAGCCUUUCCCGGUCCCAACUUCAACUUCGCUGUCUUCUUGGGGGCGUUAGCACUCCAGGGCUCGCAAUUCCCGACCGUCUUCGGUGCGUUCCUCGGCGGUUUAGGAAUCUUCCUUCCGGGAAUCACGCUAGCCGUUGCAAUCCAAAGCUUCUGGCGUGUGUUGCGGAAGAAGAAGUACGUGGUCGACUUCCUCAGAGGAGUGAAUGCCACUGCAGUGGGGCUAGUAUUCACAGCUGUAUACCGGCUGUGGGAGAUUGGAUACUUGAUUUCUGAAAGAAGCGACGGACAGAGUCUGGGUAAGGAACCAUGGUGGGUGGUUGUUGCGGCGGUAACAUAUUCAGGGAGUGCUUGGUUCAAUGUGCCCCCAUCCGUGGCAAUUGUAAUGGGUGCUAUCUUAGGGUUAUCCUGGUAUGGAGCAGUGGGGCGAUAG
Messenger RNA from Penicillium samsonianum, 1575 nucleotides. RefSeq lists its product as uncharacterized. Gene Ontology annotation, biological process: chromate transport. Bases 1 to 1575 code for a protein of 524 amino acids. Lineage: Eukaryota; Fungi; Ascomycota; Eurotiomycetes; Eurotiales; Aspergillaceae. The record is from RefSeq and is a predicted model, not a curated record. Gene Ontology annotation, molecular function: chromate transmembrane transporter activity. The transcript is spliced from 4 exons.